AGCGAAUCCCUUAUCCUUAUCAGAGAAUCUUGAUACAACAAGCAGCAUCUUAAUCCCAUCAUCUAUUCUGGGGUUGAACAGGCCUUCUGGCAACCUCAACAUCUGCAUGCGUGUUUUCUUCCAUCCAAUUUCACUACUCCCGCGUUCAUCACACCCCGUGUCCUACUCUUCUCAGCUCCGCCGCCGACCAGUGAUCAUCAUGAGUAACACACUGGGUGUCAAGCGAAAUGCGAACCAUUUAUCAAGUUCACCAGACAGUACCAAGAAACCCAAGGCUAAUGGGAGUAUCACAUCGUUUUUCGGGGCCCCGAAGCCCAGGGUGGAAGUGACCAACUCCCCUUCUCCUGCGGUUUCCAAGUUCAACAAGGACAAGUGGGUUGACUCGCUCACCCCAGAGCAAAAGGAGCUUCUGCAAUUGGAGAUUGAUACAUUGGACGUGAGUUGGCUGGCACAUCUCAAGGAUGAGCUGGUUACUCCGGAGUUCCUCAACCUGAAGCGGUUCCUCAAGAAGGAGAAAGAUGCGGGCGUAACGGUCUUUCCACCAGAGGAAGACAUCUACUCCUGGUCUCGCCAUACUCCCCUGCACACGGUCAAGGCCGUCAUUGUCGGCCAGGACCCGUACCAUAACUACAACCAAGCUCACGGCCUUUGCUUUUCUGUUCGCCCGCCCACGCCUGCUCCCCCAUCCCUCGCAAACAUCUACAUUGCGCUCAAGAAUGAUUAUCCUUCAUUCCAACCGCCUCCAAACAAGGGUGGUCUCCUGACCCCCUGGGCUGAGCGUGGCGUCCUGAUGCUGAACACUUGCCUGACUGUUCGUGUCCACGCUGCCAACAGCCAUCAGGGUAAAGGCUGGGAGAGAUUCACACAAAAGUGUCUGGAUAUAGUGGCCAAAGUCCGCACCCAUGGAGUAGUCUUUCUAGCAUGGGGCACUCCAGCAGGGAAGCGAGUAGCUGGCAUCAACAGAGAAAGGCACUGCGUACUGCAAUGCGUUCACCCGAGUCCGUUUAGUGCUCGUAAUGGAUUUUUCACCUGCGGCCAUUUCAAGAAAUGCAAUGAAUGGCUAACGCAGAGAUACGGCGAAGAUGGCCCUAUCGACUGGGCACUGACCAAAGGAACAACAAUCCUCUCCAAGAAAACAACCACAGUCACUACGGCAGCCAUCUCAACCUCUCCAGCUGCCGAGAAUGAGAAAAAGACCAUCUCAGAAUCCAAGACCUCAACCACCACCGAGGAGAAGAGUGCAAACCUAAAGCCCGAAACUUCUAACUCAGGCGACAUCUACGAUGAUGAGGAUGACCUCGAAGCUCUCGAAGCAUUAGCCGCCGCUGAAUCAGACAAGGAUAAGGACAAGUCAAGCGAGAAUAACAUUAAAGAAAACGUCCCGCCAGAAACAACCGAGAAUACACAAGAAGAAGAAGAGAAAAAGGAAUAAACUUCUCUCGCACGCAUGAUGCAUUUCAACCAUGCAUAAAAUUUUCGAAAAGAAGAGUCAGAUAUCAGAACGCACCAGAAAUGUCUAUCGUAUGCGAAAGUUGAAAAUCUGGGCCCCGAUUUGUUGUUUUCUUUUUACUUCGGAUGGAUAGAUACCUUUCGGUUAUUAUAUUAUGUCUUGAUAUGUCAGUUCCACUGUCCCUGGGCCAGGUAGGCGUUUUGGAGGCGGCGUUGUCACAACAUUCUAGGUCUUUUAUGUCUGUGUAUAAUACAUACAAUACCAUUAAUUUUACUGAAAGUACA
This is a messenger RNA of Paecilomyces variotii, 1734 nucleotides long. RefSeq names its product putative uracil DNA N-glycosylase Ung1. Gene Ontology annotation, biological process: base-excision repair; base-excision repair, AP site formation via deaminated base removal. Gene Ontology annotation, cellular component: mitochondrion; nucleus. The transcript has 3 exons. NCBI's taxonomy places the organism in Eukaryota, Fungi, Ascomycota, Eurotiomycetes, Eurotiales, Thermoascaceae. Bases 107 to 1432 code for a protein of 441 amino acids. Gene Ontology annotation, molecular function: uracil DNA N-glycosylase activity. The record is from RefSeq and is a predicted model, not a curated record.